Molecule: messenger RNA, 2377 nt
Organism: Vicugna pacos (alpaca)
Lineage: Eukaryota; Metazoa; Chordata; Mammalia; Artiodactyla; Camelidae
Source: RefSeq, a predicted model, not a curated record
UUGCGUCCUGCUCCUCUCGCGAGGGACCCGGCCGCCCGGCCGCGGUGGCGGUACGGGCCCUGGGCAGACCCGCCCCUCGCGGGCGCCCCCUCCGGCCUCCGGGCCAGCCCGCCCUACCCACCGCCUGGCAGCGCCGUGACGUCACGUGCCGCUGCGUGCGGAGCCGGGCGGUGACGCCCAGGGGUGGCGUCGGGAGGAGCGCGGCGACGCGCGGGGUUGACGUCGGGGUAAGCAGGGCAACGCCCAGCGGUGACGUCGUGGGGGAGGGCAGGAGGGGGCGCCGGCGGGAACCUGAGCCGAGCCCGUCCCGCCCCGCCCCGUGCCGCCCCGGUUCCGCCGUAAGGACCCGUGUCCCGAGCUGUGCGGCUCGCGUGCUGCCGCCCCUCCCCCACCCCGCCCCUGACGUUUCCGGAGACCUAAGGUGAGUAUUGAAGGAUGUUUGUUCCAAGAUCCCUGAAAGUCAGGAGGAACGCUAAUGAUGACGGCAGAAGUUGCGCAGCCAAGAAAAUUAAAGCCGAAGCCGAAGCCGCAGCCGAUGUGGCUUUGGCCGGACCUGCGGGUGCGAGGGACAGCGAUCUCCCCGAGGAGCCCGUGAAGUCCUUCUCCAAAACCCAGCGCUGGGCGCAGCCGGGGGAGCCGGUGUGCGUCGUGUGCGGCCGGUUCGGAGAGUACGUCUGCGACACGACGGACGAGGAUGUGUGUAGCCUGGAGUGUAAGGCCAGGCACCUGCUGCAGGUUGAGGGGCGGGCAGGGCAGGGGGAGCCCAGCGGUCCGCAGGAAGCGGGUUCUGAGCCGGCGGCUCCGCGUCCGGCCGCUUACGUCUACACCGAGCACGCCUUCAUCUCCAGUCUCCGGGAGGACCAGAUUGAAAACCUUCGAGGGCAGCUGGGAAUCGUAGUUCAAGGGCAAGGCGUCGCCAGGCCGGUGGUUGACUUCGAGCAUUGCGGCUUCCCCGAGGCCUUGAACCACAACUUGAAGGCCUCAGGCUACGAGGUCCCCACGCCCAUCCAGAUGCAGAUGAUUCCCGUGGGACUUCUGGGCCGAGAUGUCCUGGCCAGCGCCGACACCGGCUCCGGGAAGACGGCUGCCUUCCUUCUUCCUGUGAUCCUCCGAGCUCUAUUCCAGAGCCGGGCCCCGUCCGCACUGGUCCUCACCCCCACGAGGGAGCUCGCCAUCCAGAUCGAGCGCCAGGCCAAGGAGCUGAUGCGCGGGCUGCCGGGCAUGAGGACCGCUCUGCUCGUGGGGGGCUUGCCCGCCCCGCCUCAGCGCCAUCGCCUGCGCCAGCGCGUCCAGGUUAUCAUAGCAACUCCCGGGCGACUUCUGGAUAUAAUAAAGCAGAGCUCUGUGGAACUUGGCAGUGUGAAGAUCGUAGUGGUAGAUGAAGCCGAUACCAUGUUAAAGAUGGGCUUCCAGCAGCAAGUGUUUGACAUCUUGGAAAACGUUCCUCAUGACUGUCAGACCGUCCUGGUGUCGGCCACGAUUCCCGCUAGCAUCGAGCAGCUGGCUGGCCAGCUUCUGCGUGACCCCGUGAGAAUUGUCGCUGGGGAGAAGAACCUGCCCUGCGCCAGCGUGCGCCAGAUUGUUCUGUGGGUGGAAGACCCCGCCAAAAAGAAGAAACUGUUCGAAAUCUUAAACGAUAAGAAGCUCUUCAGGCCUCCAGUGCUGGUGUUUGUGGACUGCAAGCUGGGAGCAGAUCUGCUGAGCGAGGCAGUUGAGAAAAUCACAGGCCUAAGAAGCACGUCUGUGCACUCGGAGAAGUCACAGACCGAAAGGAGACACGUGCUGAAGGGGCUACUUGAAGGAGACUAUGAAGUUGUAGUGAGCACGGGGGUCCUGGGAAGAGGCCUGGACCUGGUCAGCGUCAAGCUGGUCGUCAACUUCGACAUGCCGUCGAGUAUGGAUGAGUAUGUGCACCAGAUUGGAAGAGUGGGGAGAUUAGGUCAGAGCGGAACAGCCAUUACUUUCAUCAACAACAGCUCGAAAAGGCUCUUCUGGGAUGUUGCGAAGCGCGUGGGGCCCACGGGCUCCCUGCUCCCCCCGCAGCUGCUGAAUUCGCCUUACCUUCACGAGCAGAAGAGGAAGGAACAGCAGAGAGACAGACGGACUCAGAGUGAUCUGGUCACAGGAGCUAAUCUCAUGGACAUUAUUAGAAAACAUGAUAAGAGUAAUUCUCAAAGAUGAUUUGUUGUCCCACUUUGAAUAGUUUUUAUUGUGUCUUGUCAGUGAAAUGUCUGUGCAGUAUUGCCGUUUGGUUUCAAUAAAUGAGACAUGUACAGGAAGCAAAAAAUUAACAUGAUUUAAAAAUUUUAAUAGGCUGUCAAUUUAUACAGAAAUGUUGUAUUUAUUUUCCUGUUUAAUUUUCAGAAAUUAAAAACAG